AUGAGUCAUAUAGCUUAGAUGUCAUAAUAAGUAGCUAAUAUUGCAAUUUAACAAGAAUAAGAUUAAGUAAUUAAUGGUUGGGUUUCAUAUAUCGCAUUAGGUACAUUUCGUAUAGAUGAUGGCCAAUCGAUUGAGUAUUUAUAUCCUCCUGAAGGAGUUAGUGCAGAAGAAAAGAAGAGUAUAGCUAUGAUUAGCUUUCCUGAUACCUAAAGUCUUAACUAAGGGAACGAUUUAAUGAUAGAAUAUUGCUUUAGAAUGAAAAUUAGAGAUUGUUAAUAAUUAGGUUUUGUAUUCUUUUUUAGAAAAAAAGAUCCAAGUACAGAUCGCGGUUAUAUACAAAAGUCGAUAAUUAUCAUAACAAAGCUACCACUUAUUCAUUUUUAUCAGCAUAUAUUGAAUUUACUUGGAGAAUUUUUAUAUGAAAAUAAAACUCCAUACUUAAAUUUAAUAGAGAAAGCAAUAGCUGACAUACAAUAAUGGCCAGACCCAGAAAAUUCUAAACUCUACAAACUUUAGUUCAUGGGACAAAAUUUUACUGUUAGUAUUCCGUAAUAUCUAUUAAAAAAUAGACCAAGCAUUCAGUCAGAAUCUAAUAAUAUUAUAAUUAAACAAAAAGAGUCUUCCAAUCAAAACUCAUAAAAUAAUGUGAAUGAAAAAAAUCAAAGAGAAAACAGCUAAUUUUCAUCAGAAGAAAUGAAUAUAAAUUUGCAAAAAUAGAAAUCAAAUAGCCACAACGACUUUAGACUAAAAAAUAAUUUAUAAUUAAAUGAUAAUAUGCACCAAAAUAUAUAACUCACAAAUACCAGAGAAGAUUAUAAAAACUUAGGAGCUCAUUUUUUCUCUACAAAAAAUACUAACAACAAGAUAGUUUUCUAAGAUCAUCAGUAGGGAUAAAACAUAUAAUAAUAAAAUUAAGAUGAAGUAAAUAGUGAUGCAUAUCCAAAUAUCGAAAUCCGUUCAAAAUAAAGGUCUAAUUCUCUUGAAACACAAUAAGAGUACAGCCUUAACAAAUAAAUAAAGUAAAAAAAUAAUCUCACAGAAAUACUAAAGCUAAAUGAUGCACAGGAGGAAGGUCUUUUUCAAGAAAUAAAUGUAUUUCGACAUGUUUCUUUUAAUAAAUUGCAUCUUUUAUGGCCAAUUUGGGAAAUGAUACUUAUUAACUAACCAUUCUUACUUACAACUAACACUCCAAGUGAAUGCUCAGCAGCUAUAUUAGGUUUUAUUUCAUUGAUUUCUCCUUUAUAAUUUGCAGGAGACUAUCGUCCAUACUUCACAGUUUAUGACACUGAAUAUAAAAAGAUAAACUUGGAAUACGAGUAAAAUAUGCUAAAAAGCUAUGUCCUUGGGACUUGCAACCCACUUUUCCAAAUGACAUUAAAAAAUUUCCCUGUAAUAAUUGGUUUUGAUUCAAAAUCUGAAUAAUAAUAGCUAUUAGAAUCAAAAAAAUCAAAAAAACCAUUGCAAUCUAUAAAGUAUAAUAAAGUGAAAUCAGAAAUAAUUGCUGAUAAUAAAUAAUUAGAAAAGCUUCUUUUAAAUUGUAAUAGUCCAGAAGCUAUGGCAAUAAACAAUACCUUAGUAAGAAAACAUUUUAGAGUACUAACAAAUUAAUUUUUAGACCCUAUUAAUAAAUACUUAGAUGAAUAACCUUCUUAAAUAAAAAUAUUUGAAGAGAAAGCUUUUAUGUAAUAUUUAAAGAAAAAAAAAUCUACUAUAUAACACCUAUACAAAGAAAAGAAUUAGUUAUUUAAUUUAUAUGAAAGGUUUCUAAGAUCCUUAAACUUUAUUAGAUACAUAAAAAAUAGGCCUAAUACUUAUUACUAAAACCCUUUUAUAUAGUAAUUAAGGCAGUGA
Messenger RNA from Tetrahymena thermophila SB210, 1851 nucleotides. Its product is annotated as polarity axis stabilization protein. The record is from RefSeq and is a predicted model, not a curated record. The transcript is spliced from 7 exons. Gene Ontology annotation, cellular component: recycling endosome. Lineage: Eukaryota; Ciliophora; Oligohymenophorea; Hymenostomatida; Tetrahymenidae. Gene Ontology annotation, molecular function: guanyl-nucleotide exchange factor activity.